UACAUCCAUGCACCUUUCUCCCUGGGAGGUUCUUCUACGACCGGUCACGUAGUUGUGCUCGUCAUGACCAGCCUCUUGCUAACAGACACCUUCAAAAAUCUUGUCCGAUUCAGCACUGUUCGAACCGACAACAAUGUCUUCCGCCUGCACUACCGAUUCACCGGCGUCCUGCUCUUCACAGCCAGUGUUCUUGUGAGUGCCACGCAGUUCUUCGGUAACCCCAUCUAUUGUGUCACGCACGAUAUAAUUCCCAAGAAGGUAAUGAACACGUACUGCUGGAUAGAAGGAACCGUAACGUUGUCGCGGUCUCUCAACAAGACGGUUGGAAAAGAGGUGGCAGCUCCGGGUGUGGACCAGAUGAGGAUCACAGAUGCGGACGCCGUCAUAGAACAUGCGUAUUACCAGUGGGUGUGCUUCGUGCUGUUCUUACAGGCCCUGAUGUUCUACUUCCCUCGUUGGCUCUGGAGAAGCUGGGAACGGGGAAGAAUGAGGUCGUUGAUUCUUGAAAUGAACAAACCCGUGAUCGACGCGUCUGUAAAGGAGUACAAUAUAGGAGCCGUUGUCAGCUACUUCAUGCGGCACCGCAGUCAACACCAGUCCUAUGCCUGGCGUUACUUGUUCUGCGAAGUCCUUAACCUCGUCAACGUGCUGGGACAAAUCUUUUUCAUCAACAAGUUCCUCGGAGGCAUGUUCACGACUUAUGGGACUGACGUGAUUCGGUUCGUGAACGAAGACCCUGCGGUUCGUUAUGACCCGAUGACCAAGAUCUUCCCCAAGAUGACCAAGUGCCGUUUCCACCGUUUCGGAACGUCGGGCGAUGUCCAGAAGCACGACUCCAUUUGUCUUCUUCCGCUGAACAUAAUCAACGAGAAGGUGUACAUUUUCUUGUGGUUCUGGUUAAUCGUCUUGGCCGUAGUGUCUGCUCUCGAUAUCAUAUACCGGGCAGUCGUGUGCCGAUUCCCGCGGUACAGGUACCUCCUCCUGAGGGCCCUGAGCAGGAUGGUGAACCCUUCUGACAUGGACCAGAUCGUGCGCAAGGCGCACUAUGGAGACUGGUUCGUGCUCUAUCUGCUCAAGGACAACAUGCAGGCAUUGUUCUUCAGGGACGUCGUGGCAGGGUUUGCAAAGAAGCUGAGGGACGAACGCCACCCUGAUUACGUGGACGGCGAAGCAGAACCCAGUGAGAAAGGCCGCUAUGCCCACUGAGCCGGCUAGAGUGCACAAGUGUCUGUAUAGUAAUCCUGAGCUCUGACGUACUUGUUGUAUCAGUGUGCCACUUUGCUACAUCCCGUCUAUAGCACCCAUCCAGCAUCGUUCAUCAUCCACGUGCGCCCCUGCAUUAGCGCGUCGGACAUUGCAUGUUAAAAUUUGUUCAAAGGUGAUAAAUUGUCUUUUGGUUCCUCUGUGAUGUGAGACUCCCUGUUCGCUCUUGAGCUCAAUAAAAAGCACUUACCUCAUAGUGCUGCAUAAUAC
This is a messenger RNA of Ornithodoros turicata, 1473 nucleotides long. RefSeq names its product innexin inx2-like. The coding region runs from base 64 to 1206 and encodes 380 amino acids. Gene Ontology annotation, molecular function: gap junction channel activity. The record is from RefSeq and is a predicted model, not a curated record. NCBI's taxonomy places the organism in Eukaryota, Metazoa, Arthropoda, Arachnida, Ixodida, Argasidae. The transcript has a single exon. Gene Ontology annotation, cellular component: gap junction; plasma membrane. Gene Ontology annotation, biological process: phototransduction.